AUGGGUUCAAGAAAUAGUAAAGGAGCCGUAGAAAAAUCAGAACUAGUUGAUGAAGUAUCAAUUGAAAAAUUGGAACAUCACCACGGAAAAUAUGGAGAAUAUCCCAAAACUGACGAUUUUAUGAUAAUUAUGAAAUAUGCAUCAGACGGUAGUCUUCGUCAGUAUUUGAAUAAAAAUUUUAAAAACUUAAAAUGGGGACCAAAAUUAAAUAUCAUACGGACAGCAGCCGAAGGUCUUUAUAAUAUUCAUAAAGCAAAUUUAAUUCAUAAAAACCUUCAUAGUGGGAAUUUAGUAAUUGAUAAUGGUAUUAGUUCAUAUAUCACGGAUUUUGGUAUAUAUAAACCAUCCGAUUGUGAAUCACAGGAAAAACCCCAAAAUCAAAUAUUUGGCGUGUUGCCAUACGUUGCUCCUGAGGUUCUUUAUGGUGAAGAAUAUACACAAGCAGCUGAUAUAUAUUCAUUCGGAAUUCUUAUGAAUGAAGUAGCAUCAGAAUUUCCUCCUUACUAUAAUAUUCCACAUAACAAUAAUCUUGCUUUACAAAUUAGCCAAGGUUACCGUCCCGAAAUAAAAGAGAAUUAUACCCCUCAAUUAAUUAGUGAUCUAAUUAAAAGAUGCUGGGAUGCAAGACCUGAGCUUCGACCGACAGCACAAGAAUUGCACGAUGUUUUUGGAAGUUGGUAUCGUGACUAUGAUGAUAAGAAAGAAUUUCCUGAGCUGUGGAGUCAAAUUGAAGCAAUUGAAAAGUUACAAUCUUCUGAAGAUUUCUCAAUUAACACAUCGAAUAAUGAUAGAGCUACAAAAGCUUAUAUCACACACCAUCAGGCCUCCUAUACAAGUUGCGCUUUAAGUUUCGCAAAUCUUUCACAACCUGUAAAUGCGUCUGAUAUCAUUGUCUAA
Messenger RNA from Racocetra fulgida, 897 nucleotides. The record is from the annotation of a GenBank genome assembly. NCBI's taxonomy places the organism in Eukaryota, Fungi, Glomeromycota, Glomeromycetes, Diversisporales, Gigasporaceae.